Molecule: messenger RNA, 1470 nt
Organism: Macaca mulatta (Rhesus monkey)
Lineage: Eukaryota; Metazoa; Chordata; Mammalia; Primates; Cercopithecidae
Gene: OVCA2
Product: OVCA2 serine hydrolase domain containing
Biological process (GO): response to retinoic acid
Cellular component (GO): cytoplasm; nucleus
Molecular function (GO): hydrolase activity
Source: RefSeq, a predicted model, not a curated record
GCCCUUGCUCUGGCUGCGCCCCGCCCUUUGCCGUUGUCAUGGGAACGCCUUGGCGCUCCAAGGCCCGCCUUCAGGGUGUUGCGGACUAUUGGCUCCGCCCUUUGCAUUCUACUUCCGGUCGGGGAAAGACCGCUUCCGGUGCUUCCGUCGCUCCUUGCCGGUCAUAAUGGCCGCGCAGCGACCCCUGCGGGUCCUGUGCCUGGCGGGCUUCCGGCAGAGCGAGCGGGGCUUCCGCGAGAAGACCGGGGCGCUGAGGAAGGCGCUGCGGGCCCGCGCCGAGCUCGUGUGCCUCAGCGGCCCGCACCCGGUCCCCGACGCCCCGGGCCCCGAGGGCGCCAGAUCAGACUUCGGGUCCUGCCCUCCAGAGGAGCAGCCUCGAGGCUGGUGGUUUUCAGAGCAGGAGGCGGACGUUUUCUCCGCAUUGGAAGAGCCCGCCGUAUGCAGGGGCCUGGAGGAAUCCCUGGGGAUGGUGGCGCAGGCACUCAGCAGGCUGGGGCCUUUUGACGGCCUUCUUGGUUUCAGCCAAGGGGCUGCGCUAGCAGCCUUUAUAUGUGCCCUGGGCCAGGCAGGCGAUCCCCGCUUCCCCUUGCCACGGUUUAUCAUCUUGGUAUCUGGUUUCUGUCCCCGGGGCCUUGGGUUCAAGGAAUCCAUCCUGCAAAGGCCCUUGUCAUUGCCUUCACUCCAUGUUUUCGGGGACACUGACAAAGUCAUCCCCUCUCCGGAGAGUAUGCAAUUGGCCAGCCGAUUCCCCGGAGCCAUCACCCUCACCCACUCUGGUGGCCACUUCAUUCCAGCAGCUGCAGCCCAGCGUCAGGCCUACCUCAAGUUCUUGGACCAGUUUGCAGAGUGAAAGAUCAAGAAAUGUCUCUGCUCCUACAUCCAGCCCCUCUUGGGGUAGCCUCCCUCAUCUGUGCCCUCCCAGGGCCCUCCACUGCUGUGAGUGCACCUCACCAGGACCAGUUAAGAGACAACUAUCAAUUCUUGAGACCCAAAUUAUAUGGACCCUGCCUUGUAUUGAAGAAAAGGGGAGCACAAGGCCUUAAUGGACAUUGACUUGUGAAACUCAAACAUGAAAAUGAUUGGAAGGCCGGGCGCGGUGGCUCACGCCUGUAAUCCCAGCACUUUGGGAGGCCGAGGCGGGCGGAUCACAAGGUCAGGAGAUCGAGACCACGGUGAAACCCCGUCUCUACUAAAAAUACAAAAAAUUAGCCGGGCGCGGUUGUGGGUGCCUGUAGUCCCAGCUACUCGGGAGGCUGAGGCAGGAGAAUGGCGUAAACCCGGGAGGCGGAGCUUGCAGUGAGCCGAGAUCGCGCCACUGCACUCCAGCCUGGGCGACAGCGAGACUCCGUCUCAAAAAAAAAAAAAAAAAAAAAGAGAAAAUGAUUGGAGAGCCCUGGAUUAGGAGGGUGACAUGGGGAAGACAGAGGCUGGCACCAUGGUGACUGCCACAUAAUAAAGUGGUGAUUUGGA